CCACGCAGAUAUAUCAUUCCAAACACUAUAUAGAAAAUGCAAGCUUUACGACGUGCUGCAUUGGUUCGAUCUGGGCAAUUCAAAGUGUCACCUUUGAGAACAGUGACGACGACUCGCUUUGUCAAAUAUAAAAAGGAAACAACGCCUUCUUCAACAACGGGCGAUGCAAAGAAAGUGAUUUCCAAGCCAAAGAUAAUAAAGGAUGAAGCGACAUCGGUAAAGGAAGAAUUACCUUUGAACAAUCUGGAAGUGGAUCCUGCCGCAGCACUUGACGCAGGCACCAGUUACUUUCCGGUGUCUGAGAGUUUCGACAACCCUAUCGAAGGUUCCGAAGGUCAUAAUUGGUCAGUGUCUUUCCAUGGCCUGUCGACGCAGCCUUUUUCGAAGGAUAUUGCCGACGUUUUGAUGCAACCUGUCAAUCCUGAAGAUAUCGAAAUCAAACCUGAUGGCCUCAUUUAUCUGCCCGAAAUCAAGUAUCGACGUAUUCUCAAUAGAGCGUUUGGCCCUGGAGGAUGGGGACUUGCUCCUCGUAGCGAGCAUUCUAUUUCGCCAAAGAACAUCUCCCGAGAAUAUGCAUUAGUAUGCCAUGGACGAUUUAUUUCACAAGCCCGGGGUGAGCAAGAUUUUUUCGAUGUCUCCGGAUUACCAACCGCUUCAGAAGGAUGCAAAAGUAAUGCGUUAAUGCGAUGCUGCAAAGAUCUUGGUGUGGCAUCCGAAUUAUGGGACCCUGUCUUUAUUAGAAAGUUCAAAAGAAAAUACUGCGUGGAAGUCUGGGCUGAACACGUUACAACCAAGCGCAAGAAAAAGCUGUGGCGAAAAAAGGAUGAUACGCUUGAUUAUCCGUAUAAGGAAACCGGUAUGGCUUAAUGAAUCGAUCUUUUUUUUUUCACAUUGUCAUAUGCUGUGAUACAAAGAGGGAAAGGGGGGAAAAAGUGUGAACCAACAAAACUGUAUAGAAGAAAGGAUGAUGGAGAAACGAAGGCACAUGAUUCCGUUACCUGAACCCGCAUCUCCAAACUUUAAAUUCCUUAUAUAAACGCUAUCGACUGUAAAGAUCAUUCAUAAAUCAUUC
This is a messenger RNA of Radiomyces spectabilis, 1072 nucleotides long. RefSeq names its product mitochondrial genome maintenance MGM101-domain-containing protein. The transcript has 7 exons. The record is from RefSeq and is a predicted model, not a curated record. Gene Ontology annotation, cellular component: mitochondrial nucleoid; mitochondrial chromosome. Lineage: Eukaryota; Fungi; Mucoromycota; Mucoromycetes; Mucorales; Radiomycetaceae. Gene Ontology annotation, molecular function: single-stranded DNA binding. The coding region runs from base 37 to 867 and encodes 276 amino acids. Gene Ontology annotation, biological process: interstrand cross-link repair; recombinational repair.